Molecule: messenger RNA, 4392 nt
Organism: Cydia strobilella
Lineage: Eukaryota; Metazoa; Arthropoda; Insecta; Lepidoptera; Tortricidae
Product: solute carrier family 2, facilitated glucose transporter member 8-like
Exons: 9
Coding region: 336-1802 (488 amino acids)
Biological process (GO): transmembrane transport
Cellular component (GO): membrane
Molecular function (GO): transmembrane transporter activity
Source: RefSeq, a predicted model, not a curated record
ACGAUCUAUUUCGCUAAUAAAAAAAAGUAUAAUUACUCGUUUUAUAAAAUAAGUUUAACGUGAUUUAUUUUUGUAUAACUAUACAGUUAAAAAUAUACACAUUUUUAAUAAAAUAUAAGUGAAUUACUGUGAUAAGUGCAUAAUUGUGACACAAAUUUGUAAAAGUGCAAUUUACACUGUGCAUUCGUUUAGUUUUUAUUAUUGUUCAUUAAUAACCGGUAACGGAAUAAUCAUAACAAAUCGACCAGUUUGCUAAAUUCUGCAGUUUUACGACAAACCUGUUGAAAAGUACGAUGUGCCAUUGAGACUUGCAAACGGAACCGGAAAUAAGCGCCAUGCUUGCCGUACUGCCGCGCUGGAUAGCGCGGCUCCAAGAUGGAGGUCUCCUGAAUCAGCUGCUUAUGGCUGUGAUGGUGACCAUCCCAGUCCUCAACUUCGGCAUGCUAAUGGGCUGGCAGUCGCCCAUGACGCCACUCCUCCAGUCAGCUGACGGUCCCGCUCCGGAACCGAUAUCCGACGACACCAUAUCGUGGAUGGCAUCCGUCACGUUCCUACCUCCAGUGUUUUGUGGGUGCCUGGUGGGGGAUCUGGCUGACAAAUGGGGGAGGAAAGUUACUACUAUGAUGACGUCACUCAUGCUUGUGAUCAGCUGGGCCAUAACUAUGAUCUCUCUGGCCCCAUGGGCGCUUAUAACAUCGCGCGCGGUCGCCGGCCUGGCUUGCGCUGGAUGCUAUGUGGUCACCCCCCUAUACCUGAAAGAGAUCGCAUCGGACAAUGUCCGCGGCGCGCUCGGCUCCCUCUUCAUCCUGUCCCAAAACCUGGGUUACCUGGUGGUCUACGUGGCCGGGGACGUCCUUUCCUUUGCCAGCGUGCUGUGGCUGUGCACGGCGGUGCCAGUGCUGCAUCUGGUGGCGUUCAUGGCGAUGCCAGAGACACCUGUGUUCCUGGUGAAACAGGGGAAGAUACAGGAGGCACGUGAGGCUCUAGCGUGGCUGCGUAACACCAGCACAGACAACAAGGACCUGGAAGAAGUCAUCCAACAGCUGGACAGAGAGGAACAGCUGUCCAGGUCCAUGCAAAAGGCCACCUGGAUGAGCAUAGUGCGUGACAAAACGACCUUCAAAGCAUUCCGGAUUUCUCUCAACGUCAUGCUGUCACAAGAAACCUGCGGUUACCUGGUGGUCCUCAUGUACGCUGGCUCCAUCUUCGAGCAGGCCUCGGAGUCCAUCAGCUUGAAGCUCAGCCCUAACAAGCAGACCAUUGUGGUGGGAGGCAUACAACUGCUUGGAUCUAUAGUGGCUAGUUGUAUAGUGGAGAAGACUGGACGAAAGUGGCUCCUCGCCGGAACCUCGUUCGCAACCGGCGUCUCCAUGCUGGCCCUGGGCGCCUGGUUCUACAUCACUAGCGUCGGCUUCUGGUUACCGGGCUGGUUGCCAGUAUUAGCCAUGUGUCUGUGCAUCUUUGCGGAUGCAGCAGGCUACCAACCUGUGCCUUAUGUGAUCACUUCAGAGCUGUUCUCGUUCCAACAUCGAGGCAUGGUAACCUCCUUCGUAAGCAGCGUCGACGCCCUCAGUGACUUCCUUCAAACGAAGGCCUACGAUCCCCUCCUCAAACUCCUCGGUAUCCACUGGGUCUUCGUCAUGUUCUCAAUAGUUUGCUUCCUUGGCACACUGUAUACAGUAUUAUGGGUCCCUGAGACUAAGGACCGCAGCGUAGAUGAGAUCUAUGCUAUUCUAGAGGAUUCUAGAAAGAAGGAGAAGAGGAAAGAUGUGGAGACGGGGAAGGAGAUGUGUCGGUUAUGAUUUUUUGAGCAGGUUUGUGGUAGUGUGGUUUUCUGAGGAAAUUUCAAUUUUAUGAGCUGUCCCCUUACUAUUAUGUCUUGUAAAUCUAUAGAAUACCACCAACAGACCCUUGUGCCCUUAUAAGAUGGAUUACUAAUAUAAAUUAAAUUGUUAUCUACAAAAACAACACAAUAAAACAAUAGGCUUUUGUAGUAUAAAACAGUGAACCUAUAUCAUUGAGAUACCUUUUAUUACUAUAUAGAGAAGCCAUACCAUGCUUGCCAUCAUACUUAAAACAAAAACGCAUCUUUACAAUAAGAAUUACGGUUCGAAAUCGUAUGACUAGAAAGGAAUGUCAAAUGGUUUAAGGGGUUUAAAUGUUUCAUAUCAUUAAAUUAUGAUAAACAGAUUUGUAAAUUCGUCGUCAAUAGAACUUGCAAAUAAUGUAAACAAAUAUGGCAGAUUGUGUUAGCGUUUGACACAUAACCUAACAUUUUUACGAAGGUUAUUUUCCCUGAAAUAUUAAUAAUUAACAUUUAAUUUAACUAAAAAAUUAUAUAAAUAAAAUAUUUAAGUAUAUACUGUUGAUAAGGUCAUGGUUGUCCUUUUAAAGAGCGAGAUUACGAAGUAAUGAAGGUAAAAUGGUUUGUUUGCAAUGUUUACAUUAUUUGCAAGUUCUAGUUUUUUUUUUAUUGACGACGACUUUAGGUGGUAGUUCAUGUUUGUACUUAAAUGAUAACACAAUUCAUGCUUAAUUUGUUAUUCGUAUGAAAUGACAUCCAGUGACUAAGCACGCAUAUUGUCAAAACAACGAGUGCAAUAUACAAAUGUGUAACUGGUUUAAAAAACAAAUUUUGCCACCGAGUGAAACACAAAAUUUUUCACCACCAACGCAAGGAAAAUACUAACUGUAAAAUAUAUCAAACAAUAUCAAACUAAAUCCAUUCGAAAUGAAUUUUAUUAAAUAUUUAUUAUUCAAAAUCAUAAUUAAAAAGUCAAUUUUACCAGGUAACUACUCAAAAUUUGCAUUUGAUUACUUAGCCACACAUGUGGAUAAAAUGCAACUUUCUCGUCAUUUUUUAGGGUUCCGUACCCAAAGGGUAAAAACGGGACCCUGUUACUAAGACUCCGCUGUCCGUCUGUCUGUCUGUCCUCAGACUGUAUCUCAUGAACCGUGAUAGCUAGACAGUUGAAAUUUUCACAGAUGAUGUAUUUCUGUUGCCGCUAUAACAACAAAUACUAAAAAGUACGGAACCCUCGGUGCGCGAGUCCGACUCGCACUUAGCCGGUUUUUUAACAAUCAAGAGAGCCGGCCUCUACCAGCUGAUGGUGUGGUGAAAAAUUACAAAUCGAAUUCGAACUGAGAACCAAACCAAGGUCUGUAGUUAAUUUUUUUUGUUGAUUUGACAUCUAAGAAAGAUAUGUUUUUUUUUUAAUGAUUGCAGCGCCAUCUGCUUUUACUUAGCGUGUUUAUUCUUAUUGUAUUUACAGCCGUUUUGUUGAAUUUAAAUUUUUUUUAUUUCUUAGUUCAAAGCUAAUUUGUUGAAUAAGUUCGCUGGGACUUGCGAGGUUAACUUAGAAAAUCACACCGAACCUUGUCGCAAUCACAUUUUGCUCAAUCCACUCGUGCCUUAAUACGUAUGACGUAAUGUUUAAUAACAUAUGACAGGGUUCUUAGUUAUAUAUGACUCCUCUGUGCAUAAAUGAUGUCCUGCGAGAUAGAGCAUAUAAGAUGGCUCGUUGGCUCCACUUAUCGGCGCAGUUGUACUUAUUAUUAAACAACGCGUACUUACACAAAUAAUUACAAUGUAAGACUAAAACGGACAUUAUACUUACAUUCAAAGAUUUUUUUGUACUUUGUACUUUAAAUUGUCAAAGUAAAAGGCGUAAUAAUAUUGUUAAUAGUGACAUAGGACAAAUUACGAAGUAGCACAGAAAUAAUAUAACCUUGAUCAUAGUACAAUCAGCUGCAGAGAAAACCCUGCAUACAAAUUUCUAUGCGCCUUUUCUCUGCAGCUGACUGCCCUCACAUCCUUGACAAUCUUCGGAAAACAUACAAGACUAUAACUACUUAAGUCUGAAUGAGACGUAUACGUACGUAUGUGGAUUUGUGUGCAUUUGCAAGCUCCUUUUAAUAACUAAGACUUAUUGUUUUGUUUAGGAAUAAGCUGUACUUAAUUAGUAUUUUAAUAUUUUUGACAAGCACGCCGAUUAGAUGUGGAUUAAGAGCGUGUCUUAUAUGCACUAUUUGGCCGCUAUACUAACUCAACCUCGUAUCUGCAACACUCUUUUGAUGACAAAAACACCCGUAUUCCGAAUGAAAGAAAAGCGACAUUUCCAUCAAAUGAUUGUUGCAGAUGUGAGGUUGAGUAAGUAUAGCGACGAUUUGUGGGAGACAAUCUAUGACUGAGCAAUGAAAAUUAAUUACUUUGAAAGAACAAGGUGACCCAUUUUUAUUGCUUAUGAGGGUAGUCUGAUCGAAUGUAUUAUAGAAACUCGCUUCGCCUAAUGAUAACGAUUGUGAUAUUAUUGACGAAUAUUAAUGUUUAAUGUUGGUAUUUUUAUUUGUAAGUCUAUUUUUAUGACAAUAAAAGUAUUUUAUUUAUAACGA